AUGACUCUCAGAACACGUCAUGCGUUGUAUGUUAUAUACAUUAUAAUAUGCCAGGACUUGCUGUCAUGGACGCAGGGGGAAUUAUUUACGGCCAUAUCAGAAGUGGAACCCCUUUUAGAGACCCACAAGAGGAUUAUUGACGACUUGGAUGAUUAUAUCGCAAAAGAGGAGAAAAGGCUGGCCGUUUUAAAAAAGCAUUUGAAUCUCUACAAAAAGGAACAUCUUAUGGCGAUGGAGGACAUACCCAACUACUUGGGUAAUCCCAUCAACGCUUUCACGCUGAUCAAGAGACUUACAACGGAUUUGGAUUUCAUAGAAAAGAGCAUCAAAAUCGGCACAGACUACGUGAAGAACAUAACCGUGAACCACGCGGACGUGAAGUAUCCGACCCUGGAGGACCUCACUGGCGCUGCGCAGGCGCUGACCCGGCUCCAAGACACCUACCACCUCGACAUAGGGGAGCUCUCCGAAGGGAGGCUCAACGGGGUAGUUUACAGCACUCCCAUGACAGCCGGCGACUGUUACGAGCUCGGGCGCACUCUUUACAAUGAGAAGGAUUUCGGCAACUCGGUGCGAUGGAUGACAGAGGCCUUACGGAAGUUGGAGAACGAAAGCGACACAUACAACUUCACGGAGGUCGACAUUCUCGAGUAUAUUAGCUUCUCGCACUAUCUGCUGGGAGACGUCGAGAAAGCUCUAGAAUGGACGAAGAAGCUGCUGGCGUUGGACCCGGAGCAUCCGCGCGCUCGCGGCAACGUGCCACACUUCCAGAGGACUAUUCAAGAGAAAGAGGCGAGGCUAAGAAGGAAACGGAGGGGGGAUCUUGGUGACGAAGAUGAAGAUGAAAACCCUCCACCGCUGUCGUACUUGGCCAAAGAGAGGAAAGUCUACGAAUCUCUGUGUCGCGGCGAAAUGGAGAUACCCAGUGAAAUGAAGAAGAAGCUGAAGUGCAGCUAUCUGACGGAGAACCACCCGUUCCUGAAACUGGCGCCGAUAAAAAUGGAGCAGAUGUACAUUGAGCCAGACGUCGUCGUGUUCCACGAGGUGAUGAGCGACGAGGAGAUAGAACACCUCAAGGAUAUGGCCAGGCCGAGGUUCAAGCGCGCGGUAGUCCACGACCCGAAGACCGGCAAGCUGGUGGCGGCGCACUACCGCAUCAGCAAGUCGGCGUGGCUCCGCGACGAGGAGUCGCCGGUGGUGGCGCGCGUCACCCGCCGCGUGGCCCACUUCACCGGCCUGAGCAUGCGCUCCGCCGAGGAGCUGCAGGUGGUCAACUACGGCAUCGGCGGCCACUACGAGCCGCACUUCGACUUCGCAAGGAAAGAAGAAAACGCUUUUCAAAAAGCGAAUGGAAACAGAAUCGCCACUGUUCUGUUCUACAUGUCGGAGGUGGCGCAGGGCGGCGCGACGGUGUUCACGGAGCUGGGUCUGAGCGUGUUCCCGGUGAAGAACUCUGCCCUGUUCUGGUUGAACCUGCACCCUUCGGGCGAAGGGGACAUCUCAACCCGCCACGCCGCCUGCCCCGUUCUGCGAGGCUCCAAAUGGGUGUCAAAUAAAUGGAUACACCAGGGAGGUCAGGAACUGCUUAAGCCAUGCAACCUAGAAUAUCAAAGGGAGGAUGUUAUGCGAAAAUUUCCGAGACCAGUGCCCCUAACGUCAAGG
This is a messenger RNA of Iphiclides podalirius (scarce swallowtail), 1662 nucleotides long. The record is from the annotation of a GenBank genome assembly. Lineage: Eukaryota; Metazoa; Arthropoda; Insecta; Lepidoptera; Papilionidae.